Dentiscutata erythropus is the source of this 376-nucleotide messenger RNA. Lineage: Eukaryota; Fungi; Glomeromycota; Glomeromycetes; Diversisporales; Gigasporaceae. The record is from the annotation of a GenBank genome assembly.
AUGUCAUCACCUACCCCCUACCAUUCAUCGAACUUAUCUCCAUCCGACGCAUUCACCUUCCUUGAUUUGAAUCAAAUUUUUCCACCACCCCCGCUUAAUGAUGUUCAAGGAUUUGUGUCACAAAACAACGGAAUACCUUUCAAAUCUCUUAGAAAGCGCAUAUUCCGUGAGAAUGUUCGAGAAGAAGCAAAAAGGCAUGGCAUUUACGACGUGCAAUUGAUGAGAACCCUUAUUCUGCUUGUCUGGAGAAAAGCAUUACUAAAUACUGCGCCUGGUCAAGGACCUUUAGCUUCAUAUUUUAAAGGUGAAGCUAUACAUGGUUCUGGUGCAGUCAAUGCUGGUAUCUUUGAAGCAAAUAUGUAUUUGGCUGAAGAUC